Messenger RNA from Adineta steineri, 2352 nucleotides. The record is from the annotation of a GenBank genome assembly. Lineage: Eukaryota; Metazoa; Rotifera; Eurotatoria; Adinetida; Adinetidae.
AUGAAUCGUCGUGAUAUACCGAAAAAUCCUGUUGCAAGUCAUUAUAAUCUACCACAUGCAGGAGGAAAUCGACCGGAAGUACGAACUACCGGAGGCGGUCUGAUCAAGAACAAUAGUAAUUAUUCAAAUAAUCAACAAUUAUUUUUCGUUGGAACAAAUGAAAAAGCAAGAGUAGUCGAUAGUCUUAAUCUGGAAAAUUUUUUACAACCAAAAGAAGUUCAUAUUGAUUCCGAAUUUGAAGAUGAAAUAUUAUCCAAACAUCAACAAUCAUCAAAUAGACAAGAUCCAUUACGAGAUAAUUGUUCCAAUGAUUCUAACACAUCGCAAAAUGACUGGCUUGAAAAUUCAAUGACACAAAUUGACCUAUUUAGUCGACGUCAUCGUGGAAUGCUUGAAAAUGAACGAAUCGAAGAAUAUUUUACAAAUAGUCAUUCAAAACAUGAAAAUGAAACGGAUGAAGAACAUUUUACAAUACCUGAAUUACCUAGUGGUGAACAGUUAGUUUUAAAUUUAAAAACAACAUGGGGUGAUCGUCAUUAUAUUGGCUUGAAUGGUAUUGAAAUAUUUUCUAGUGAAGGUUAUCCAGUUAUGAUUCGAAAAAUCACAGCAGAUCCAGCAGAUAUAAAUAUUUUACCUGAAUAUGGUAAUGAUCCACGUGUUGUAACAAAUCUAAUUGAUGGAGUGAAUAAAACCCGAGAUGAUGUUCAUAUGUGGCUCGCACCAUUUACAGCUGGACGAAAUCAUUUCAUUUAUAUUACAUUUGAACAUCCAGUUGAAAUAGCUAUGAUUAGAAUAUGGAAUUACAAUAAAAAUCGUAUUCAUUCCGCUCGUGGUGCUAAAUAUAUUGAAAUUUCUCUUGACGGUCAUAUGGUAUUCAAAGGAGAAAUAAGUCAAGCUUGUGGUAAUAUAAAUGCUACUAAUGAUCCAUCAGCUUAUGGAGAAACUAUUUUAUUUACUACAGACGACGAAAUUCUCGAGAAAAUCUCUACUUAUGAUGAAAUGUAUGUUGAUCAAGAAGCAAGUCAAGAUGAUGAAGAUAAUUCUCGAUUAAACAGCAAUCGACCACCCACCUGUGGAACUGAUAUUCGUCCAAUGACACGUGCUAUGUUACGACGACCUUUUACAGCUCUUCGCUCAUCCGAUGCAAAUCAAGUACCAGAAUAUUAUGGAAAUAAAUUGAUUUUAACUAUAACAGAUACAUGGGGUGAUCGUAAUUAUUGUGGUUUAACUGGUAUUGAAGUUGUUGAUAUAAAUGAUGUUGAGUGUGCAAUACAAUCCUAUGAUGCUCGUCCUCGAGAUAUAACUAUUCUACCAUCAAAUGCUAAUGAUGUUCGAACACUUGAUAAAUUAUUUGACGAUGAAAAUGUAACAUGCAAAGAUACGCAUAUGUGGUUAUGUCCAUAUAAUACGAAAGAAAAAGUACGUAUUAUAAUAACGCUAAGUGGACCAAAACGAUUACAUGGUUUACGUAUAUGGAAUUAUAAUAAAUCUCCAGAUGACACAUAUCGAGGAGUUAAAAGACUUCAUGUACAAUUAAAUGAUAAAAUUGUUUCACCGAAACAAGGUUUUCUAUUACGCCGAGCACCAGGACAUUGUUUCUUUGAUUAUGCACAAGAAAUUGUUUUUGCUCAUGCGAAAACAAUGCUUGAAAAUCAACAACAACAUAUUCAAAACAAACAAAUAUCGAAUACUAAUCGUGAUACAGAUUCAGAUAUAUCAAUGCCAAAUGGAUUUAUCUAUGAAUUUCAACUUCAUUCAACACAUGGUGAUGCUUAUUAUAUUGGUUUGAAUGGUUUAGAAUUUUAUGAUGAACACGGCGAAUGUAUUGGUUUAACUGAACAAAAUAUUGCUGCUUAUCCACAUAGUGUAAAUGCUCUUAAUCCAGGUGUAGAUGAUGAUAUUCGUACACCAGAUAAAUUAAUCGAUGGUGAAAAUGAUGAAGUUGAUGGUACACAUUGUUGGAUUUCACCUAUUUUACCUAAUGUUAUAAAUCGAAUAUUUGUUAUUUUUGAUCGACCAACAUCUGUAUCUAUGAUUAAGAUAUGGAAUUAUGCAAAAACAUCUAAUCGUGGUGUUAGAGAAUUUUCUUUACUUGUUGAUGAUUUACUUGUUUGGACGGGUAUAUUGGAUAAAAUGAAUGUAAAUGAUCAUGAAAAAUAUAGAACAAAAGUACCUUUUAAUACAAUUUUAUUUUCAAAUGAAAGAAUUCUUACUGAACAUGAAAAAAAUACAGUUUUGGAAAAUAAAAAUGCUUCAGAUAAUAUUACUAAUCCAGCAAUAAAUCGAGAUCAAUCCGUUGAUUAUUCAAAACGGCCGACAACAUCAGUUCCACGAAAUAAUCGAAAACGCUAA